UUUGUUCCGGGCUAACUGAAGCAAACAUGGCAGCGGAGGGAGACGUCGAUUUGGACCUGGAAGCCGAGGAAAACUGCACUGGAAAACCUGUGGAAAAGCCUCGGAAACAUGACAGCGGAGCCGCUGAUUUGGAGAGAGUCACGGACUACGCGGAGGAGAAGGAAAUUUCUAGUUCGGAUUUAGAAACGGCCAUGUCAGUGAUUGGAGACAGAAGAUCACGAGAACAGAAAGCUAAACAAGAAAGAGAAAAAGAACUGGCGAAAGUCACCAUCAAGAAAGAAGAUGUCGAACUAAUUAUGUCAGAGAUGGAGAUCUCGAGGUCUGUGGCGGAGCGCAGCCUGAGGGAACACAUGGGGAACGUGGUGGAGGCUCUGGUAGCUCUGACCAACUGAACAAACGUACUGUUUGACUGGACCAUCCAGACUGAGAUCUUAAAACUGUUUCUUUUUUUUUGUAGUUUUAAAUAAAAGUUCUUCACUUGUG
Austrofundulus limnaeus is the source of this 483-nucleotide messenger RNA. RefSeq names its product huntingtin interacting protein K (gene hypk). Gene Ontology annotation, biological process: negative regulation of apoptotic process; protein stabilization. The record is from RefSeq and is a predicted model, not a curated record. The coding region runs from base 27 to 392 and encodes 121 amino acids. NCBI's taxonomy places the organism in Eukaryota, Metazoa, Chordata, Actinopteri, Cyprinodontiformes, Rivulidae. The transcript is spliced from 4 exons.